Molecule: messenger RNA, 991 nt
Organism: Leptosomus discolor (cuckoo roller)
Lineage: Eukaryota; Metazoa; Chordata; Aves; Leptosomiformes; Leptosomidae
Product: DGAT1/2-independent enzyme synthesizing storage lipids
Cellular component (GO): membrane
Molecular function (GO): acyltransferase activity
Source: RefSeq, a predicted model, not a curated record
CAUGAUAGGUAGAAAAGAAUCCUGUGCUUCAGGACAGAUACCGAUGACUGACCUAAGCUGGCUUGCCUACGCACUGGAAGAAUGGACUGUUGUCGAGUACCUGAAGAAACACCUUUUCCAUGUGGUCAUUGUCUCACUGACAAUCAGUGCAAUAUUAGUUUUUUUUAUAGUUCCUUUAACAAUCCUCUUUAUCAUUUACCUUACUAAUAUUUUGCUUUUAAUAUAUCAGAGGAACGGUGAGGUAAAAGCAGAUCCCUUGAGUGAUGUUUGGGAUAGUGCAAGGAAGAUGAUAGCAAGCUUUUGGGAUAUAUAUGCGAGAAUAUGGCAUGGUUAUGAGCUUCACGGUGUGGAAAACCUACCAGAAGGACCAGGCAUUCUUGUGUAUUACCAUGGCGCUAUUCCUAUAGACUACCUUUACUUCUUGUCUAGGCUGUUUCUCUGGAAGAAAAGACUUUGUCUCUCAGUAGCUGAUCAUUUUGUCUUUCGUCUACCAGGACUUAAAUUGUUAUUGAAAGUGACAGGUGUGAUGCCAGGUACAAGGGAGGAGUGUCUCAUUGCACUGAAGAAUGGACACUUGGUGUCCAUCUCACCAGGUGGAGUUAGAGAAGCCCUGUUCAGUGACGAAAGUUAUCAGCUCAUGUGGGGAAAUCGAAAAGGCUUUGCUCAGGUCGCUCUAGAUGCGAAAGUGCCCAUCAUUCCAAUGUAUACUCAAAAUGUCCGGGAAGGAUAUAGGAUGUUUAAAGAAAGAAGAUUUUUUAGGCAGUUGUAUGAAAGUACUCGAUUGCCGUUUACUCCUCCGUACGGAGGACUUCCAGUUAAAUUCCGCACAUACAUCGGGGAGCCAAUCCCUUAUGAUCCGAAUAUAACUACAGAGGAAUUAGCUGAAAAGACAAAGACUGCCGUCCAGGCUCUCAUAAGCAAGCACCAGACAAUCCCAGGCAGCAUAUGGAAGGCUUUACUGGACCGAUUUGAUAAACGUAAAAGUGAUUAG